Messenger RNA from Cladocopium goreaui, 1538 nucleotides. The record is from the annotation of a GenBank genome assembly. Lineage: Eukaryota; Dinophyceae; Suessiales; Symbiodiniaceae.
AUGGCCAUGAUUUCAAGUUUGGCCUUUCAACACGUCUCUGCGCCCCAAGAGCAGCGGGCGCCGUAUCCCCGACUGGUGGGCACUGUGCCCAGAGCUUCUGGCGCAUCUGGCACAGCUAGGUCCUCUGGGGCAUCGGCAACUGCUGCAGUUCUGGCAGCACCACUGGCCCUUCGAAAGGCCCGGCGAAAGGCCAAGCUUCACGAGCUCCACGCUGCUUCCUCAGAGCUCAGGGAACUCGCCAAAGCGAAUUUGUUGAACAACUAUGGAGAGAGGCAGAUGAUCUUCCAAGAAGGACAAGGUCAUAUGCUCCAGGACAACGAUGGAGAGUCGUAUUUGGACUUCACCGCGGGCAUUGCAGUGAAUUGCUUAGGCCACAGCGACCCAGGUUGGGCUGAGACAGUCGCGAAGCAAGCUGGAAGGCUGUGUCACACGUCCAACCUCUAUUUGAAUGAGGAGCAGAUUCGAUUGGGCCAAAGGUUGGUGGAGCUCUCUUUCGCUGACAAGGCCUUCUUUUGCAACUCCGGCACCGAAGCCAACGAGGCAGCCAUCAAGUUCGCGCGGAAAUAUCACUUCUCUCGAGGUGAGCCCCGCAGCAAACUCAUUGCCUUUGAGAAUGCUUUCCAUGGGCGCACCAUGGGUGCACUGGCGCUUACUUGGAAGGAGGGGUACAAAAAACCCUUUGAACCUUUGAUGCCUUCAGCGGAAUUUCUGAAAUACAACGAGACAGAUGGCCUCGAAGCGAUUGAUGAGAACACCUGUGCUGUGUUCGUGGAGCCCAUUCAGGGCGAAGGUGGCGUGGUGCCUGGGUCCCAGGACUUCAUGUCAGCGCUGCGGAAGCGUUGCGACGAGACCGGCACACUGCUGAUCUUCGACGAGGUGCAAUGCGGCCUGGGGCGAAGUGGUCAACUCUUCGCUUACGAAAUUUCUGGCGUGACACCGGAUUUGAUGACCUUGGCCAAGCCCCUUGCGGGAGGAUUGCCCAUUGGCGCUGUGCUCCUCACAGAGGCUGUGGCUUCCUGCAUCUCGCCUGGGGACCACGGCAGUACCUUCGCAGGCGCUCCGUUGGUGUCCGCUGCUGCCCGCUAUGUGCUCGAGCGUGUUAGCGCCCCCGCUUUCUUGGAGAGCGUGAGAACCUCUGGCGCUCAUCUGAAAGCAGGCCUUGAGAAGAUCAGUGAACCUCGAGGUUUGAAGGUCCGCGGUACUGGUUUGCUCUUGGGUGUUGUGUUUCCCACCGCAGAGCAAUGCGGAGCAGUUCAGAAAGCAGCCGCUGAGGAGAAGUUGUUGGUCUUGACUGCUGGUGCUGGCAACAUCCUGCGUAUCGCUCCUGCCUUGACGGUGACAGAGAAGGAUGUGGAUGAAGCCUUGGAGAGGCUUGCCAAAGCAAUGGAAGUGGGAGCUUUGCAGUUUUGUCAUGGUGGUGUUGCGGUUUUGUCAUGUUUUGUCAUGAAAAGACACCUUGCCAAACUGGCGGAGCCCAUAGCCCUGCUGGUCUGUACAGAGAGCACAUCCAGCGACAUGCGCGAGGAAAAGGAUGCUCG